UUGAUAGGCGGAGGGACACGUCAGUUUGAGGGGGCGUGGCCUGUACGGCCAGUAUCCUAUAUAUAGGGGCGCGCUGCGUUAUUGCGCGCAUUACAGCAGCCGCAGAGUAAUACGUUAUUUGGAGCUGUUGAGCAGCAGCGUUUGGGGCCGACGAUAUCAAGAUGCAGAUCUUUGUGAAGACCCUGACUGGCAAGACCAUCACUCUCGAGGUGGAGCCCAGUGACACCAUCGAGAACGUGAAGGCCAAGAUCCAGGACAAGGAAGGCAUUCCUCCCGAUCAGCAGAGGCUGAUCUUUGCCGGCAAGCAGCUGGAAGACGGGCGCACCCUGUCUGACUACAACAUCCAGAAGGAAUCCACCCUCCAUCUUGUCCUGCGCCUGCGUGGUGGCAUGCAGAUCUUUGUGAAGACCCUGACAGGCAAGACUAUCACCCUUGAGGUGGAGCCCAGUGACACCAUUGAGAAUGUGAAGGCCAAGAUCCAGGACAAGGAGGGGAUCCCCCCUGACCAGCAGAGGCUGAUCUUUGCCGGCAAGCAGCUGGAGGAUGGACGCACCUUGUCUGAUUACAACAUCCAGAAGGAAUCCACCCUCCACCUUGUCCUGCGCCUGCGUGGUGGCAUGCAAAUCUUCGUGAAGACCCUGACAGGCAAGACCAUCACCCUUGAGGUGGAACCCAGUGACACCAUCGAGAAUGUGAAGGCCAAGAUCCAGGACAAGGAGGGGAUCCCCCCUGACCAGCAGAGGCUGAUCUUUGCUGGGAAGCAGCUGGAAGAUGGGCGCACCCUCUCCGAUUACAACAUCCAGAAGGAAUCCACCCUCCACCUUGUCCUCCGCCUGCGUGGUGGCAUGCAGAUCUUUGUGAAGACCCUGACUGGCAAGACCAUCACUCUUGAGGUGGAACCCAGUGACACCAUCGAGAAUGUGAAGGCCAAGAUCCAGGACAAGGAGGGGAUCCCUCCUGACCAGCAGAGGUUGAUCUUUGCCGGCAAGCAGCUGGAAGACGGGCGCACCCUGUCUGACUACAACAUCCAGAAGGAAUCCACCCUCCAUCUUGUCCUGCGCCUGCGUGGUGGCAUGCAAAUCUUCGUGAAGACCCUGACUGGCAAGACCAUCACUCUUGAGGUGGAACCCAGUGACACCAUCGAGAAUGUGAAGGCCAAGAUCCAGGACAAGGAAGGCAUUCCUCCCGAUCAGCAGAGGCUGAUCUUUGCCGGCAAGCAACUGGAAGAUGGACGCACCCUGUCUGACUACAACAUCCAGAAGGAAUCCACCCUUCACCUUGUCCUGCGCCUGCGUGGUGGCAUGCAGAUCUUUGUGAAGACCCUGACAGGCAAGACCAUCACCCUUGAGGUGGAACCCAGUGACACCAUCGAGAAUGUGAAGGCCAAGAUCCAGGACAAGGAGGGGAUCCCCCCUGACCAGCAGAGGCUGAUCUUUGCCGGGAAGCAGCUGGAAGAUGGGCGCACCCUCUCCGAUUACAACAUCCAGAAGGAAUCCACCCUCCACCUUGUCCUGCGCCUGCGUGGUGGCUGUUAAAGUUGUUGCGCAUCUUGCUUGACAAGAUUGCUGUCACCACAUGUGUUUGCACUGUAGUUCUUUCAUGUCUUAAAUUAAAUGCAAAGUUAACUCAAGCUUAAGUACCUGCUGAAAAACUGUUUGUGAAAUGCUAAUAAAGUUUUCCGUUGCACAUCA
Cuculus canorus (common cuckoo) is the source of this 1691-nucleotide messenger RNA. RefSeq names its product ubiquitin B (gene UBB). Gene Ontology annotation, molecular function: protein tag activity; ubiquitin protein ligase binding. Gene Ontology annotation, cellular component: cytoplasm; nucleus. The record is from RefSeq and is a predicted model, not a curated record. Lineage: Eukaryota; Metazoa; Chordata; Aves; Cuculiformes; Cuculidae. Gene Ontology annotation, biological process: modification-dependent protein catabolic process; protein ubiquitination. The transcript is spliced from 2 exons. The coding region runs from base 162 to 1535 and encodes 457 amino acids.